AGAUACUACAUCGUUUAGAGGGACAUCACUUUGAUAUGUGUGUUGUGUGAGCUCCUAUAUAAACAGCUACAGAUAUGAUCACCAUACUGGUACUUAUUGUGGCCAUGGGAAUUGCGUGUGGACUUGACAACGGUCUGGCCAGAACACCUCCAAUGGGUUGGUUGUCAUGGCAACGGUUUCGAUGCAAUACGGAUUGUGAGAACGAUCCGAAAAACUGCAUAAGUGAGCAGCUGUACAGGGACAUGGCUGAUCGACUGGUUGCCGAGGGUUACGCCGCCCUAGGAUAUCAGUACGUCAACAUUGAUGACUGUUGGUUAGCAAAGACACGUGAUGCACAGGGUCGUCUCCAGGCCGACCCGAAAAGAUUUCCAAGUGGAAUAAAGGCUCUCGCCGACUAUAUGCAUAAUAAAUCACUGAAGCUUGGAAUUUACGAGGACUUUGGGACAAAAACAUGUGCCGGAUAUCCUGGGAGUGAGUUUUAUAUGCAGCUAGAUGCGCAGACCUUCGCCUCUUGGGGUGUCGACAGCCUCAAGUUUGAUGGAUGUAACUCUGCCAGAUCCGACGUACCUGUUGGCUUUCCCAUCAUGCGGCAAUUUCUAAAUUUAACUGGAAGGCCCAUUCUGUAUACCUGUGAGUGGCCAUUACAACUCAAACACCCGGACUAUAAGGCAGUCGCCGAGAACUGUAAUAUCUUCAGGAUCUUUAAUGACAUCGACGACUCCUGGGAUAGUGUCACGUCAGUCAUCAACUUUUACGGCCAGGACAAGUACAAUUUCAGUGGCGUCGCCGGACCUGGUAAUUUUAACGACCCCGACAUGCUCGUCAUAGGGAACUUUGGAUUGAGCAUCGAACAGGAACGGGUCCAAAUGGCUAUGUGGGCCUUGUUCGCUGCCCCUCUCUUCAUGUCAAACGAUCUGAGGAAUAUUCGACCGGAGUCAAAGGCCAUACUUCAGAACAAGCGUGUCAUCUCCAUUAAUCAAGACCCGCUAGGGAUUCAGGGGAGAUUAAUCUCAACAAUGGGAACUGUUCAAGUAUGGUCAAAACCAAUCUCACCAAAAGGCAAUUUUGCGUUUGCAUUAGUGAAUUUUGCAAACGGUGGCUCAGGAGCACUGGUCUCUGUGAAGGGAUCUUCGUUGGAUUUACAAGACGUUUGUGGUUAUAACAUCACUGACGCGUUCACAGGAAACUUUGUGACAGUAAUUAAACCGAAUACCUUCCUUAAAUACACCGUGGUACCUUCUGGUGUCUUCCUGGGAAUAGCCCAUCUCUUGGUAUAAUGUGUGAUAAAGGAUCUACAUCUCCUGUCAGUACCUACAGACAAAGGGGGCCAACAUUGAAUCUCGUUUUAUGUUUGCAGCGUUUGAAUGCCAUCGGAAUAAACCGGUUAUUUUUCAAAUCUGUAUAACUGAUAUUAAAUGUUUAGUAUAUAUAAAGCAAAUCUUCUCUGCCAGAACGAAUAAUUACAUUUGCUGCCCUAGACACCAUUGACUGAUUGGUGAUAAUAUUCAUAAUCGGGUUGAUGGACCACAUAUGAUUUGUUUAUUAAAAACUCAGAAACAGUAAAGUUAUUUUAUACAAACGUCGGAUUUUGAUGAUAAUUCUGUCAGUUUUAACUGACUGAAAUGUUUGUUUCGUAUUUGUCGAUAAUGUAUUGUUCAUGUUGGGGUUAUUGUCGGAUGAAAACGCUUACUUCAAUUUUCAGUUCCCUCAAUAUGUGCAGCUGCACUAUUUGUAUUCAUUUACAAUUUAUUUACAAUUUUGAUGAGCUUUGUAUAUUAUUGUUAUUAUUCUGUAUAUCUACAAGCAGCUAUUUAUUUGUAUUGUUAUCAUUUAUUUUACUGGUUCUGUUUUGACAGGUAAUACUAUAUUAUUUCUUUUCAAUUUUGUCGAUCGUAGGCAGAAUACAAUUAAUACUAUAUCUUUUAAGAAUGUUUUCAGAAAUCUAUGAACGUUUGCACAAUCUUUAGGUAUAGUGUUUUCAUCUGAACUAUUGAGGUAAAAAAAUCUUUCUUUACCUGAUAUUCAAGAUAUAGCAGAUAAAGCAGUUAAGCUCCCUCACACCUUUCAUUUUAUUUAUUUUUAAAUCCUUAUUCCUAAAUUUUUGCUAAUUUAACACUUGAUUAAUAGUCCUGAUAACUAACCUUUUUAAUAUGCACUGGAGUGAAAGAAAAUUUGUUUCUCCUCUUACACAGUCAAAAACUGGGUGUCACUUUGCUUUUUUGCCAUAUUGUUUAUCGUUAUUUUUCACGUUUUGCAGGAUCAAAAACGAAAGGGCUUUAGAUGAUGUAAAUGAACAAUAAACACCAAUUUCCCACUGUUAUAUGUCAUAUUUUCAUAAUAUUGGACAUUAAAAGCAUGUAUAGCAAAAAUCAACUUGAUCCAAUUAAAAACUGCAAACAAUGGGUAUUUCGUU
Molecule: messenger RNA, 2413 nt
Organism: Mizuhopecten yessoensis (Yesso scallop)
Lineage: Eukaryota; Metazoa; Mollusca; Bivalvia; Pectinida; Pectinidae
Product: alpha-N-acetylgalactosaminidase-like
Exons: 9
Coding region: 75-1277 (400 amino acids)
Biological process (GO): oligosaccharide metabolic process; glycoside catabolic process; glycosylceramide catabolic process
Cellular component (GO): cytoplasm
Molecular function (GO): alpha-galactosidase activity
Source: RefSeq, a predicted model, not a curated record